Messenger RNA from Acanthamoeba castellanii str. Neff, 855 nucleotides. RefSeq lists its product as uncharacterized. The transcript is spliced from 3 exons. The coding region runs from base 1 to 855 and encodes 284 amino acids. Lineage: Eukaryota; Discosea; Longamoebia; Acanthamoebidae. The record is from RefSeq and is a predicted model, not a curated record.
AUGAGAAGGCCACUACCGUCGCCGUCACCGCCCGCAACAUCGACCGCCACGUCAGCUUCGACUUCUCCCACCACGACGACUAGUCUUCCCUUCCCACCACUCUUAAGAGCGCCGGGCCACGUCACCAUCAGCGCCGGCCUACACCACCAGCAUAUCAACCACCUGAAUGCAGGGACGGCAUCGCCCUACGAACAGGCGGGCAGCCCGGCCAUCGUGGUCCUGCAGCGGAACGACCGGGUCACGCUGCGGCUGCGGAUCCAGACGCCCACUUCGUUCACCGGCCUGGCCCUGUCCGUGCUGGUGGUGGGCGCCCAGAGCAACUCGUCCUCUUCGGCCGAUGUGUUCUGGGACCUCGAGCGCCUUGACCUGCCGCCGCACCACCACCAGGCUGAUGGCGCAGCGCUGUACCACAUCGCCACCUAUGCUCUGGACGACCUCAAGUGGACAUCACUGGAUGAGGGAAUGGCCACCGCCACGCUGCACGUGACCGUGCUCGAGUCCAACGUGGUCAUCCUGCGGCACGAGUUGGUCUACGAAAGAAGAACCCGGGACAGGCUGGGAGCCGAGUGGACCAGCUUCCACUUCGAGAAGCUCACCGGCGAGGCCAGGGUCACCAACGACACGGCCAAGAAUCAGCGCGAGUACCUCGCUCACCGGGUCUACCAGAACUGCGUGCCCGCCAUCGCCGACGGGGUCGCCCAGUGGACCGACGACGUGGCCGAAGCCGUCAACGAGGCCAUCGGCGACAAGCAGUUCGUCAUCACCAUGGACCCAGUGAUCUCGUCGUGCCCCUACACGGUGUGCGUGGGUGCCAAGAGCAUCGAAGAUCUGUUACGAGUAGAGAAGGCCCUCUAA